This is a messenger RNA of Rhipicephalus microplus (southern cattle tick), 646 nucleotides long. RefSeq lists its product as uncharacterized. The record is from RefSeq and is a predicted model, not a curated record. Gene Ontology annotation, molecular function: peptidyl-prolyl cis-trans isomerase activity. Lineage: Eukaryota; Metazoa; Arthropoda; Arachnida; Ixodida; Ixodidae. Gene Ontology annotation, cellular component: cytoplasm.
CCGGUGAAUCCAGCCGCAGUCGUCCCGUCGGCACGCAUCGCGAACGCCAGUGCGGUUCUUGCCUGUCAGCCUCCAUUGCUUAUUUGUUCCCGCGCCCGGGAACUUGCAUCUUUCGUGACUCCGAAACCCCGCACGGCCUAAAACUGUACGCCAACAUGAUGGCCCAGUCGUACCAGGUUACGCCUGGGGUCCUCAAAACAGUAAUACAGCCGGGCAUAGGACCUCGGCCAAACGUCGGCGACAGCAUCACCGUCCACUGCACCGGCCUGCUCACAAAUCCGCCCAGGAAAUUCUGGAGCACCCGUGACCCUGGGCAGCAACCAUUCUCCUUCCGUGUGGGAGUUGGCGAAGUGAUCCGCGGCUGGGAUGAAGGCUGCCUGUCCAUGCAGAAGCACGAGCUGUCGCGCCUCACCAUCUGCGGCCUCAAGGCAUACGGCGCUCAGGGAUUUCCAGCAUGGGGGAUCCCACCGAAUGCAGACCUGCAGUUCGAGAUCCAGAUUUUGGCCAUCAACGGCAUGUGAGGAAGCUAGCAGAGAUCAAGGGACAAUUGUCGUUGCCAUCUCUAUCUGUACGUUUCACCAUGGGACUCUGUAAGCACCGGCCCCCUGUUUGUGGUAUGCAUUAAACUUGCUGAUGAACUGUGCAA